AGAUUUUUAAAAUGAUAGUAAUGUGUUUUUUGCUCGCUAAGUCAUUGGUGUUUCAAAUUUUAUAGACAAAUGAAAGCCAGCAGACAUUUUUCGGACUUUUGUUACAUGUUUGAAAUUAUUUGAAAUAUUUACCUGGCAUCUCUGCAUGGAAUCAAAACAAAAUAAUUGCUAGCAUUAAUAUGUUGUGGAUGAAGUUUUACAAAAUUACGAUUUUUGUAGUAUUUUAAAAUAGUAAAAAUCAUGUUAAAAACCGUGGACAAGUGUCCCGGCUUGUACUGUGGUCGUACUGUGCUGGAAAAUGCAUCCCUCAGUGAUUGCGGAGCUUGCUUGCGUGGUUUUCGAGUAAAUGAGCAGUACGUUUGUGCCCCAUGCCAGAAUGAUCUGAGUGAGCAUGACUGGUUAUACCUGGGAUUUAUGGCCAUUUUACCGUUGAUAAUCCAUUGGUUCUGCAUCGAUCUGAAUGCUCAGCAGCGCAAGUUUACCAGAGGCGAGCUGAUACUACACGUCAGUGCUUGCAUCGAGGUGUUCUUGUCGGCCGUUUUAACGAUAUUGUUCACCGAUCCUAUUUGGGAGCUUCGAAUUAACUCCUGUGGCGUACGGAAAUUAUCCGAUUGGUACACAUUGUUUCAUAAUCCGACACCUAACUAUGAAACUACUAUGUACUGCACCCAAGAAGCAGUAUAUCCGUUGCAGACGAUGAUUUUUCUGUUCUAUGUAUUCUGUAUUACAUUCAUGAUGAUCAUCCGACCAGCCCUGAACAUCAAGUAUCUUCCAUCACGGGGGAAAAUGGCAGUAUACUAUGCUCUUUAUAUUUUUCCCAUAUUGUCACUGCUACAUGCCGUAGCAGGGGGACUAAUUUAUUAUUCCUUUCCUUACUUGAGCAUUGUGAUAUCAGUUGUUUCGAAUGCACUGCACUUCUCGAUAAAGCUUAAUCAGACAAUGAAGUCACUGUUGAAAACAUCGGUUAGAGAGAUGCGCAAUGUAACAAUCAUCCUUGGUCAUUGGCUGCUACUAGCAUACGGAAUUAUUUCAAUACCGUACGAUAUAUCGUAUUUUUCGCUAAUGCUCGUUCCCGUACCAGCAUUAUUUUAUAUUUUUACGGCUAAGUACACUGAUCCGGAUAAUUUUAAGUGAGGAAGUUCGAAAAGUAAGUGACACGCCACAACUGUACGAAAGAGAAAAAUUCUGUGACUAUAGUUCUUAAGUUAAUAUACUUUGUUCUGUUAUUACGAAA
This is a messenger RNA of Malaya genurostris, 1234 nucleotides long. Its product is annotated as JNK1/MAPK8-associated membrane protein. Gene Ontology annotation, cellular component: membrane. Bases 241 to 1134 code for a protein of 297 amino acids. Lineage: Eukaryota; Metazoa; Arthropoda; Insecta; Diptera; Culicidae. Gene Ontology annotation, molecular function: ubiquitin protein ligase binding. Gene Ontology annotation, biological process: response to unfolded protein. The transcript has 3 exons. The record is from RefSeq and is a predicted model, not a curated record.